CCCUGAUGUAUGCUAAUUUUUGACUCUAAUUUUCACUUCCCCCCCGCGUUAUCUUCGGUCUCUCACUCCAGAGCACCUUGAAGAUUGGUCAAGUUCAUUCGACAGGAGCUUUUGUCCUUUGACUUGGAGUUGCCCAUACCAGCACAAUGGCGCACUUAUCUCACUUAUCUGGGACGUCAUCGUCCCUUCCUCAAGAUUAUGCCAUUCUAUCUCGUUUUGCCGCUCCCCCAUCAGAGGAAACGCAGGAGGAGCUUGAGGUUUCUCCUGCCAGGAAUGAUCAGGAGGAAUGUGGUGAAGAAGACGGCUUGCUUGCAUCACGGAAGCAGGUUAGGCGCACCAGCUUCCCUUCAUCGUAUAUCCUUCCCCCGCAACCGUCCAUGAAUAUCAUUCCCACAGCACAAAAUGUGCCUCAGCCGACUGAGAACACACCCCUCCUGGCACCUUUUAUGCCCCGCAUCCAAGAAGAUGUGGACUUUCCUUGCGAUGGACAGGAGCCUACCACCGCUCAAAUGUACUGGGAAGAACUUCGUAUCUUGUGCAAAUACGCUUUGCCUGUCUUUGGCACGCACGUCUUCGAGCACAGCAUGAUAAUGGCGUCUGUGGUCUCCAUAGGCCAUAUAUCAACCGUCGCUCUUGCUGCCGCAACUAUUGGGUUCAUGACUGCUAACGUCACUGGUUUGAGCAUUAUACAUGGGCUUGUUUCAUCUUUAGACACAAUGCUUCCCGGGGCUUGGACUUCCGAUCAGCCGCAACUCGUUGGACUAUGGACGCAGCGCAUGGCGGUCGUAGUGGCUGUUACCCUCAUACCUAUGUUUGCUAUUUGGUUCAAUGCGGAGCCUAUCCUGCUUUUAUUGAGGCAAGAUCCGGAGGUUGCGCGGCUCGCUGGUAUUUACUUGAAAUGGGCCUCAUUAGGUCUACCGGCCUAUGCAUUCAAUACUAUUUCCCGCCGAUAUUUCCAAUCCCAAGGUCUCUUCGAUGCGCCAACUCGCAUCAUCGUGGCAGUAGCACCUAUCAACGUGCUUUUGAAUUAUCUGCUGGUAUGGGGUCCAGAACCAAUCAGGUUGGGUUUCAUCGGCGCCCCGAUCGCGACAUCGGUUUCCUAUAAUCUUGUUUCAAUAGUCUCUGUUGUUUACGGUGUUUUCUUUGUUGAGAAGACCGCUUGGCAUCCGAUUUCAAGGCGGUCUUUUACCUCGUUGGGUCUUCUUGUCCAGCUUGGAUUAGGCGGCGUUGGUCAAGUCGCUUCAGAGUGGUGGUCAUGGGAGCUGGUUGGGCUUGCUGCUAGUUUCCUUGGGCCUACGGCGUUGGCAACUCAAUCAGUUCUUUUGUCGACAUGUUCAUCCACUUUCCAAGCCCCAUUUUCUUUGGGUGUUGCGACCUCCGUCCGUAUCGGAAAUCUUCUUGGAGAAAAGAAUGCAAGGCGUGCUGGAGUUUCUGCGAAUGCAGCUAUCAUUCUCUCCGCUGCAAUAGCGGCAUUCUUUAGUGCCGUUUUGUUGAUUUUCCGCAAGUCAUGGGGUUAUUUAUUCAAUAACGAUAUCGAGGUCGUGACACUUGUGGCAUCUAUCCUCCCGUUAUUGGCGUUGUUCCAAGUACCCGACUUUGCAUGUGCUAUUACAGCCGGAAUACUGAGAGCUAGGGGCAAACAGUUCACGGGAGCUCUAAUCAAUCUUAGCGCGUACUACAUCAUAGGGAUUCCGUUUGGGUUGUGGCUCGCCUUCAAGCAGGACCUGCAGCUCGCAGGACUUUGGUGUGGUCUUACCGCUGCUCUGGUUUACGCAUCAACUCUUGGCAUCUGGCUCUGCCUCAGAACAGAUUGGAAGAGGGAGGUUGAGAAAGUAGUUGAGCGCCUAGCUGUUGACAAGCUCCGUGAUGAACAUGCGGACUGUGAACAUUUGGCGCAAUGAUGGACGAGCUAGCUGAUGAUGGCUAGUGCGGCUCGGUUUGGUUUAUUCAUGUCUUUAACGAUAAUCAUGAGGCUUACUUGGACUAAAUCAUCCCCUUGUGGGAAAUUCAUUAUCAGACUGUGCCUCGUCUGCAGGCUGCAUUUGCGAGCACAUGGCUUCUCUGCAGACUUCUUUCCCUUGACGUGACUUCCUGUGACUGCUUCUUUCGAAGCCUUGUCAGAAUGUGAACUUGGGUGUUGAGCGGUUCAAUGGAGGCGCAUCACAGCCCGAGUCGGGCUGGGCAGACUAGGCCUCGGUGACCUGACGUUCUGAUUGACGGGGGCAACGUCAUUCACGCUCUUUCUCAUGAAAUGUCAAUCAAAUGAAAUUAGGUAUCUCGAGGAAGCACAUCC
This is a messenger RNA of Suillus clintonianus, 2293 nucleotides long. Its product is annotated as MATE efflux family protein. Gene Ontology annotation, biological process: xenobiotic detoxification by transmembrane export across the plasma membrane. Lineage: Eukaryota; Fungi; Basidiomycota; Agaricomycetes; Boletales; Suillaceae. The transcript is spliced from 16 exons. Gene Ontology annotation, molecular function: antiporter activity; xenobiotic transmembrane transporter activity. Gene Ontology annotation, cellular component: membrane. The record is from RefSeq and is a predicted model, not a curated record. The coding region runs from base 147 to 1901 and encodes 584 amino acids.